AUGGACAGCGCGCGAGACAAGAGCGCCGACGAGAGUGUCGUCGUGGACAUCAAGUCGCCCUCGGCCGAGCCAGCCACGCCGUCUUCGUCCUCACAGCCACCGGCUUCCUCUGCCGAGCUGAAUGCCGGUGGCGGAGGAGGCGUUGCCGACUCCAAGUCGAAUACCAAAGACGGCGGGAACAAGUCGGCUACGGCCGCGUCUAAGGGAAAGAAGGGAAAGGCGGCGGCGGCGGCGAAGAAGAAGAAGGCCGGCGCUUGCUGCCGCCAUACCAAGCAUCACGAGACGAAGAAGCGGAGCAAGCACCACGGCAAGAAGAAGAAGUACGUCAGUGACGACGACGAGUCUGACUCGGCGGACAGUGAUGAUGAGGACUCAGACGACGAGGGGGAGUCGACGGCGGCGGCGUCGUCGUCGUCGAGUGAGAGCAGCGACGACGAGGACGAGAAGCAGCAGCACCAGCUCAAGUCGAGGAAAAAGGCCGCGAAGAAGGCCGCCUUGAAGGCGCGGAAGGCGAAGGCGAAGAGCAAGAGCAAGAAGAAGGCCAAGAAGCACGGGAAGAAGUCGAAGAAGUACGCCUCAUCGUCCUCGUCUUCAUCGUCGUCGUCGUCGUCCGGGGAUUCGUCUUCGAGCGAGUCGGAUUCGGACAGCGACUCGAGCUCGGCCAGCUCCGAGUCCGAGUCCGAGUCGGAGACCACCAAGCGCCGCUCGCGCCGGCGCCACAGGGCGGCGAAGGCGCGCCGUGCGGCGAGGGAGGCGGCGGACGAGUCGGAUGCCUCAGUGACGGCGGAGGAGGGCUCGGACGACGGGUCGGCGCAGACGGAUGACUUGUCGCCUCAGGACCAGAACCAGUUGUUGCUGCUGAAGCAGGAGCUGCAGGCGCAACAGCAGCGUAGAAGAGCACUGGCCCCGCCGGAUCCUCUUGAUCUUCCGGACCUUUCGAGCUUGCAGAAAUUCACCAGUAGCCUCAAGGCGUUGGAGAAGCUGAAGAAGAAGAACAAGGGUAAGAAGAAGGGAAGGAAGUCUUCUUCGUCCAGCAAGCGUGCCAGCACUCUGGAGUUCAAGCGCGUGGACGAGCUGUGGGACAGCAAGAUCCACAACUACAAGCUCACCGAGAGUGCCGAAGAUCCUGCGGACGAGUUCAACGCCUACAUUUUCACCGUGCGCAGGAGAUUCGAUUGGGAGAACAAGUAUAGGAACACCGUGGUUGACAUCAAGUCCAAGCUCCUGAAAGAGGCGCUGCAAGAGGUCAUGAAGGAUGUGAAGGGCGUCUCGCUCGUGGAAGAGCAGCCUUGCAUAGAUCCGAACAUGCUGUUCCUCUACCUUGAGGAGCUUCGCCGUUUCAGCAAGAAGACGUUGAAGGCGAGGGCAAAAAAGCAGAAGAAAAAGAAGACUAAGCGGAGGAUUAAGAUGAUGAUUGCCCACUGCAAGAUCAUGAUCAGUUAUCUAGACGAGGACUACGACGAGACCAAAAAGACACUCUACCCCAUGCUUGAGGCUGGGAACAUCACUUUCGAUCUUCUGUGGGCACUUUUCAAGCCAAACACUAUCGCUUACACCACGACAUACGGAGCUGUUGAGCAUCCCCGUUGCUUCAAGGUCGACUACGCCACUAAGGAGUCUUCGUUCAUUCGUGGAGACUGGUAUUCCAUCGAGGGACGUUACCUCGAGUACGACGGCAAGACUUUCGGAUUGGGAGAGCUUGAGAUCAACGUCGAUUCCUUCAAGGGUCCUCGGAAGAUCACGAGUCUGUCUACCUACCCGCUGCGCUACCACAAGGAUCCGGAUGGCAUAAGAACGCAGCUCAUCGAGCGCGGCAAGCGCUUCGUCACCAUGACCGGCAUGAACUACCGCUUCCACAAGGGCCUGGCUUUCGAGAAGCGGAAAAAGAUGGUUCUGAAGCACAACAUCAACGGGCGUGUCAUGAUCGAUCCUGCAAUCUUCCGCCGCAUCAACCCCAACUACCCCAUUUCGGUGAUCAAGCCCAAGGACCAAGAUGAUUUGUACGACUUUGGCAGCUGCGGGUGCAGCGAUGACGAUUCUGAUGACGAGAACAGACCGUACGAGGGCCCUCAAAAUUACGGCGAGGACGGAGAGGAGCGGCAGAGGUACAGGUUCAAGGUCGUGUACGACGAGAAGAAGGAAGCGCACUUGGUCCAAGUCCCCGUCGACGAUGACGGCAACGAGAUCAAGACGGAGAAUCUGGAGAAGCUGCCGGAGAACGGUGAGGAUGCCAAUGACGAAAAUAAGACGAGACAGGAGUUCACCGAGGAGGAGCUCCUGAUCGCCUCGCCAGUAGUCCUGGGGUUUGCUUUCUCCGAGAAGCGCUGGAUGGAGUUCUCGCUCUCCGCCGUCCGAGACAUUGAGUGGAACGAAGGUGCUUUCGAGUCCCUCGUGCUUCCAGAGAACCAGAAGUCUAUCGUCAAAGCUCUCGUGUCGAGCCACAAGUUCCACGCCGCGCAGACGAUUGACGACGUUGUUCAAGGCAAGGGUAAGGGGUUGGUCUUCGUGCUGCACGGCCCGCCUGGAGUGGGAAAGACGCUCACUGCCGAGGGCAUCGCCGACUACCUCAAAUGCCCCCUCUACGCCGUCAGCGCCGGCGAGCUGGGCACCGACAGCUGGCGCCUGGAACAAGAGCUGCAGAAGAUCAUGGACAUCGCCCACAGCUGGGGCGCGAUCCUGCUGCUCGACGAGGCCGACGUCUUCCUCGAGCGGCGCCAGGUGCACGACAUCCACCGCAACGCGCUCGUGUCCAUCUUCCUCCGCUUGCUCGAGUACUUCCAGGGCAUCCUCUUCCUGACGACGAACCGCGUCGAGACGUUCGACGACGCGUUCCAGAGCCGCAUCCACAUGGGCUUGCGCUACGAGGAGCUGGGCCACAAGGCCAAGCGCGGCAUCUGGCAGAUCUUCCUGAAGCGCGUGCGCGAGAUGGAAAAGGCCGAGAUGGCGGAUUUCUCGGACGACGACUACAACACGCUCGCGCGCAACGACCUCAACGGGCGCCAGAUCAAGAACGCGGUGCGCACGGCGCAGGCGCUCGCCGUCAAUAUGGGCGAGAAGCUUAGCAUGGAGCACAUCAAGCGCGUGUUGGCUGUGGCUGAGAGCUUCGAGCGCGACCUCAAGGGCGGCACUGGGUACGAGGAUGCUAUGAGGAGUUAUACUUGA
This is a messenger RNA of Lasiodiplodia theobromae, 3162 nucleotides long. RefSeq names its product AAA family ATPAse. The transcript has a single exon. The coding region runs from base 1 to 3162 and encodes 1053 amino acids. Gene Ontology annotation, molecular function: ATP hydrolysis activity; ATP binding. The record is from RefSeq and is a predicted model, not a curated record. NCBI's taxonomy places the organism in Eukaryota, Fungi, Ascomycota, Dothideomycetes, Botryosphaeriales, Botryosphaeriaceae.